CCCUACCGAUAGGUGGUGGACUAUGUCAUCUGUAUCCGUCAUAUGACUGAUAGCUGUAUUGUCAGUUGUGAUGAUGGUGCUAAUGAUUUAUUAAUCAGUGUAUGGCCCACUUCAAGUUAACAGUGGAAGAGGGCUUCUUUUUGAAGAGGGAACUUGCGAUUUGCAGUAUCAACAAUACCAAUCACUGAGAAGAGUCAUCGCUGGCAAAAGGAAAAUUAUUCUCAAUUCAAAUAAAAGGAAAAAAGUAAGGAGGCAUCAACAUGCCUUCAUCUAAGAAGGACGGAGUACGAGAAACAGGCGGACAGGUUGACAAUCUGGUAUUUGCUCUGAUCGACUCAUUGUGUGAUAAAGAUGAGCUUGCUGAAGAGUUGAUACGUGAUUCACUGGUGGAACUUGGGAAGAAGAAAACAGAUCUAGUCAUAAGCUCAACGUAUUACUAUCUGAAGAAGAAUUCUAAGCUCCCCAUUGCUCACAGAGUGGCCAUUUUGAACUGUAUGGAGAGAAUCUUAAAAGAAUGUCUAGAAGUGUUGGACAUGAAGCUUGCCUCCAGUGUUAUAGACCAAGCAUUAAAAGAACUUACCACUUCCAAGGAAAUCGUUCCUGAAUGGCAGUCUGCAGCCAGUGGUGUUCUUGUAGCCUUAGGAGCCAGAUAUUGCAAUGAAGUGAUGGAAGUACUGGUACAGAAUUUCAAGCCUGGAGCUUUACCUCAUUUCUUUAUUGUACAGACUAUGGCUAAUCUCAGCACGGCCAAUGUGUUUGACAUGAUGCCUCACAUCAAUGCCAGUCUGGGUGCAAUUCUACCCAUGAUGGGUAUGGCUAAACAAGACAAUAUGAGAUGGGUUUUCUGUAAUGUUUUACAACACUUCAGUGAAGCAAUUCUAGAGUACAUUGCUAACAUUGAGAAAGCCCCUGAUCCUACAGUCUCCAAAGUGAUGUUUUCCAGAGAAAUAUCAGCUGCUUAUGACAUACUUUUCAAUGUUUGGCUGCAGUCUAAAGAAGCAAAGCUGCGACUAGCUGUGAUAGAAGCAAUCGGACCAAUGACCCAUAUCAUGAACCGGAACGACUUGGAAGAGCAGCUUCCAAAACUUAUUCAUGGAAUUCUUGGACUCUACAAGAAACAUCAAGUAUCUUUUCACAUCACCCAGGCCCUCUGUAUGGUGCUGGACGCUGGUUGUUCAGAAGGAAGCAUGAUUAUGGAACCAUAUCUAGAAAACCUCUACAAUGCUCUUUUCCCACAAAUUACAGCCCCACUGGAUUAUGAUAAUCCCAUGAGCAUAAAAAACUACAAUGAAGUUUUGAGAUGUUUCACAGUGAUAUCUCACUCAUUCUCAUCUAAACUUAUGGCAAUUUUACUCCAAAAACUCGAGAGCAAUAAUGAGAAAACUCGGAUUGGGAUAUUGUCCAUCCUGAAGCAUCUCAUUAACGCUGGGGGUUCCAGUAUGGAUGAAAUGCAAGAAUUAUUGCUGUCUGGUCUCAAAAUCUUGCUCUCUGAAUCAAACAACAAGGUGAAGAAAGUAUUGGCACAGGUGAUCAUUGCAAUGGCCCAUCAUCAGUACCUGGAGAAUGAAGGGGGACAUCUAAUGAUUGAGUUUAUUGUCAACCAGUGCUGUUUACCAAAUGAUAACCCUCACAUGAACAAACGACGAUCUGAUAUUGAUUAUGUGACUAACGAAAACCUGCGAAACAUGUGUGAGAACAUAUUACAUCUUAUUACCACAACAAUAGAGUGUAUGGAACCGGUGCUGUGGCCAUUCCUGCUUGAAUACAUCACAUCAGAACAACAUUUCCAUGGAAUUAAAGCAAUCUGUCGGAGCCUUGCUUUUCUGGCCAAAAAGAAGAUGGAGAACAAGGCCAGUGACUAUGUGAUUGAUUUUGAAACUGAAACCAAUAUGCCAAAACAGCAUGCCAUCAUUGCUCGACUUUUGGUCAUUGCUGGAGAUCCGCUUGCGAAUGGGUGUCGAGGAAUAUAUGUACUUAACUUCAUGAAAUACAUGGCUCCAAAUUUGUGUCCUGAACUAACUGAACUAUGGAACACAGUCAUUCCAAAACUGGUGUGUUAUCUGGAAGAUAAUUCUGAAAAUGGGGAAGCAUGGGUUCAGAAGAACUGGGAAGAUUUGCUACUGAAGAUGUUAUCUAAGUCUCUUGAAAUUGUCAACAAUGAAGACUGGGUUGAAAGUCUUGGUGAAGCCUUCAGUCAGCAAAUAUCAUUGUACACUAACUUGCCAAAUGAGAAGAAUUUCCUCUACAAAUGUCUUGGUAUCAUUCUGAGGAAUUCAAGCAAAAAGGAAUUCAUUUCGAAGCAGUUUGAUAUCAUAUUCUCUACUGUGAAACAUUCCGUCAUGAAAGAAAGAGAAGGAUGUGCUGUGGCCAUGGGCUUUGCAGCUACAUCUCAUUUAGAUGCCGUCCUUCAGAGACUUCAAGGGGCCACCAAACAUGACAUGGUUCGAAAGUCAUCAGGAAUCCUUGGUUUUAUGAGGGACAAAAAUGACACUGAUAUUGAGAAAGUAAAGGCCACCUUGAUUCUUUGCUAUGGUUAUGUGACAAUGUUUGCCCCCAACACUCUUUUGAUAUCAAGGAUGGAAAUGACCAUUUUGAAGGCUAUCUACCCCUUUUUCACGAACCCAAAGGAUAUGUGUGUAAAACUUAGUUUGAUCAAAGCAACAGAGUUAAUUGGUAUAUCUUUAAGUGUGGAACGACUCAAGACAAAUUAUAAGUUCAUGCAAAGGACUGACAUUCUUGGACAUUUACAGCUCUACAUAAAAGGAGAGAGCAAAGAAUGUAUCAACAAUGACGUUCGAACUCUUGCACUGAAAGCUGCCACCACAUUAGUUCAACUGGACCCUAAACUAAAUGAAAAGGAAGUUGAAGAUCUCGUAGAGUCGGCGACCACCAAUGUUCUUUCUCUACCCCUUGAUGGCUGUGCGCCAAAGAAGGGCAAAGAAGAGACAUACGAGGAAGUUGUUGAAGCUGGGGAACAUCUUAAGGAUGCCAUCAACGCUUUAAACACUCUUUUGAAGGAGAUACUUCGCAAAGAUCUCACUCCAAAUGGACUUGAAAGUAUAUUUAAGCACCUCAAAAUAUGGUUAUCCUCUUCAAGUGACUUCCACAGAGAAAGAGUUUUGGAAACUUGGUUGUUGUUACUUCGAUUUUUCCGUGAAAAUGUGAAUCCAGUAAACACAUCUGACUUUUCUAACAUUGGGAUUUUCUUAGCUAAUUUGAUACCUCGUUGUUCUGACCCUGUCAUCAAAGUCCGUAAAUUAUCUCUGAAUUGCGUCCACACUAUCCUUGAGAGUGCAAUGAUUAUGGAAGGUGAAAAUCCACACAAUGAUGUGAUGUUAAAUGGAUUCCAGACUUUGAAUGAAAGGAUUGAGAAAUCUGACACCAACGUGCUGUUUGUAGUGGCAGUUGACAUCUCUAAAGUCGUGGCCAAAAAGCUUCCCAAAACACAACUGAUGUCCUUCUUGAGUGUUUUAGAAGAAGGUUUGGUAGACAGCAUGGCUCACAGUUCUUCCGGCUCCUGUGUCAUGUUAACCAGUUUAAUGAAACAACGAGGACGAGAGCUUCGAGAAGAUGUUAGCACUAUUAUAGAGACAUUACACCAACGCCUUGAAUAUAUUCAGCACUCACAAUCACGAACUGGGACCCUAAGAGCCCUACGAACUGUCAUUUCACAACACCUUCCUGUAGCCCUGAAGUGUCUUUUAGCUUACCCAAUACCUUAUGACACCAACAUUUGUGCCAUCUGGUGUUGUUUGGCUGAAGAUCCACAGCUUGUAACAACUAUUGUUGACCAGCUGUUGGAAAAUCUCCUUGCCCAGCGACCCUACGAGGAGCGAACAGAUAAUAAAGAAUCAUCCCACUAUGCUUUGAUUGGUCCACUUUCUGUCAUGUGUGCAUUUGAGCAGAUGUUGACAGUGGCACAAACUGAAAGUGUUGUCAUUGACCAAUUCCACAGACUCUUCUCAGCCAUGAUAUUGAUUGUUGGAUCACUUGCCGGUGCGAAACCUCCAAGAUCCACACGUAAUGACAAUGAACCUCGGAAAACCUCUGCCCUUGGAAAUAUUUCAUUUAUUCAACCCAGCAGCCUCGUUGUGAAAGCUUUUGGAAUGUUAUUGGAGAGGGCAAACCUGAAAGACGUCACCAACUAUCUACAGGAACAUUCCUAUUGGACGAUGUUUGAAGACCCUGACAACUACCCUGAGGCCUUUACUGCACUUGCAAGAACUCUUUCACAAAACAACCCCAACUUUAUACCUCAGAUUGUUAUUACUCUACACCCUGCUUUACCUAGUUAUCAUGAGCCCCAGAGAAUAGUGACUGCUGCUUUCUAUGCUGAGCUCAUCAACCAGAAAUGUCCAGAGAAAACAGUUCUUAUUGAAUCAAUUAUCAAUGGUUUAUUGAGUCGGAUGGUGGACAGCUCCCAUAUAGUUCGAAUGUAUUGUAUACGAGGCCUCGGUAAUAUUGCCAGCAUGGGUAAAGACUUAGUAAGUAGAAAUAAUAGUGUUGUCUCUAAUUACGAAGUGCCUUGUGUGCGUGCUGAAGCAAUCCUACUGUUUGGCAAUUUGUCCAGAUUUGGAGGAGGACAAUCAAAAGCAGCCAUACUGGAACAAAUUCAUUCAAAUUUUGUUAGUUUGUUGUUACAUUUAAAUGAUGCUGAGGUGGAUGUACGCAAGGCUUGUAAAUUCACAUUGCGGUCAUUGGGAUCAUUAUUAGACUGCCCAAAGAUUGAUGAGAAGUUCCAAAAGCUUCUCUUAGAUGAUGCCAACUUGUAUUACGGAGAAUUCAUGAACGACAUUUCCAAACUAAUCAUUAAGGAAAUGCCAGACAAAAUUAACCAAUACUUGUUGUCUUGUAUGUCAUUCUACAACAGUAUUUGGGCAGAAAUUCGUGCCAAUUCCGCUAUGUUUUCAGGUUUUCUCCUUGGGAAUUUGACGAAGGAAAGCUACAGCACUUUGCCCCGGGAACAUAUAUGCACAGGUUUCAAUACUCGUGCAUUAAUUGACCUUCUAAAAGACCCAUCUCCACAAGUGAGAGGUAAAGCAGCCGAGGCGAUGAGCCUUCUUUAUAACUAUUAAUGGUAACUUUUUCUGAAAUAAACCAACUCUUGCUGCAGAAGAAGAAAAACAGGAAGAGGAAAAAGAAGAGGAAGAUGAAGGAAAAGGAGGAGGAAGAAGAAGGAGCAGAAACAAAUUGUUGUUGUCGUUAAAUUUUGUUUUUAUUGUUAUAAUUGUUGUUUUUGUUAUUGCUAUUAUUAUUGUUAUAUUUUCGAUUUUAUUUUUUAACCAAAUGAAAUGAGAUUGUAUAAUAAUUUUCAUUGUUAUUAUUAUUAUUAGCAAAAUUGUUAGUGUCAGAAAAAAAUGCCUUGCAUUAUUUGUUCCAGUUUUUUAAAGUUCUGAUUUCAAACCCCACUGAGGUCAACUUUGCCUUUCAUCCUUAUGGGGUUAAUAAUAUAAAGUACCAGUUAAAUACUGGGUUCGAUAUAGUCAUCUAAACUUCUCCACUUAAAAUUGCUGUCUUUGUGUCUAAAUUAGAAAUUAUUAUUAUUAUUAUUGUUUUCAAAUUUUGGCACAAUGUCAGCAGUUUUAGGAGAGGAUACUAGUUGAUUACAUCGACUCCCCUAUUAUCCAACUGGUACUUAUUUUAUCAACCCUGGAAGGAUGAGAGGCAAAGUUGACCUCAGCAGUAUUUAAAUUCAGGAUUAAAAAGUUCAAAUUCUGCCGAGGUCCCCUUUGCCUUUCAUCCUUUCUGGGUCGAUAAAAUAAGUAUCAGUUGAAUACUGGGGUCGAUUACAUCGACCCCCCCACCCCCUUCCUCCAAAAUGUCGGGCCUUGUACUUAUAAUGAAAAAAUUAUUAUUAUUAUUAUUAUUAUUAUUAUUAUUAUUAUUAUUAUUAUUAUUUGUUUUUUGUUUGUUUUUUAAAAUAAAACGAGAUUAUAAAAUUUUAUUGUUUUAAAUAUUGACAAAAUUGUUAAAGCAUCAGAGAAAAUGCCUUGCGGUAUUUGCUCUGGCUCAUAACAUAUUUGAGUUCAAAUCUCAAAGUGGUGAACUUUGCCUUUUAUCCUGAGAAUGAUAAAAUAAAGUGCUAGUCAAGUACUGGAGUUGAUGCAAUUGACUAAUCCCUCCCCAAAAUUUCUGGCCCUGUACCUAUGUUAGGAGCAGUUAUUGUCAUCAUGUUUUGAACUGUUUCCCACCAGCCUUCACUACACCCCUUAUGUGUCUUAGCAUUCCUGAAAUGGGUGUUGUUUGGUCUUUUAGGAAUGUAGAAUUGUGUUUAUAUCUAGAUCAAUUUCGCUUUGUCAUGGCAUUUAUUUUGUUGUUUCGGGAAUUAUUUUAAUGUUCCAUAUGUUGUCUAGAGUAUGUGUAAUCAUCAUCAUCAUCAUCAUCAUCUUCAUUGCUGUUUUAGCGGCCACUUUUCUAUAUUUGCAUGGAUCAGGCAGAAUUUGUUGAGGCAAACUUUCUACAGCUGGAUGUAAACACACCAACACUGGUUGUCAAUUAGUGGUGAGGGUCAAACAUAGACACAAAGAUACACAAACACACACACACACACACGUUGGACUUCUUUCAGUUUCCAUCUACCAAAUCCACUCACAAGGCUUUGGUCAGCCUGAAGCUAUAGUAGAGGAUACUUACUCAAGAUGCCACACAGUAGGACUGAACCCAGAACCAUGUGAUUGGGAAGCAAGUCUCUUCCCAUACAGCCACGCCUGCAUCUAUAUAUAUAUCCAACCACAAGGUUUUGUUUGGCCUGGAGCUACAGCAAAAGGUGCCUGUCUAAGGUGCAACACAGUAAGACUGAACCCAAGAUCAAUUGGUUAGGAAGUAAGCUUCUUAACCACAUGGUCAUGCCUGCUUGUAUUGUAAUGUGAACUGUUUUCCUGUUGGAUGAUGUUUGUGUUUAAUUCGUUCCUGAAAAACACUCAUAAAGCAAAAACUCGUAAGCCCGCGGUCUCGUAAAGUGAGGUAUUACUUUAUGCUGUGUAAUCAGUGUUAUAAGUUAUAUUGUUAGAUGAUAGUCAUGUUUUGUAUGUGUAAUAUGUAUUGUGUUAUAAUAAUGGAGAAACACUGUAAAAUGUGACAUUCAUGAGUAGUUAUAUCAGAUAUCAAUAGUAUAAGAGUUUGUGUUUCAUUAUCUUAUUGGCUGGUUACUGUAUAAUGUGUGUGUUGUAUCUUAGUGGUUGUGUACUAUGUGUGUUAUUUUAUUGGGUGGUUAUUAGAAAGGGUAUUUUUUUGAUGCAGAUCUUCUACUGUUUGUGUUGUGUCAUUGAAUUGAAAGUAUCUUACAUAGAAUGUUGACUGUAUCUAACAAGACUAUCUUUUGGACCAUGUGUAGCUUUGGUAAGCCCUGAUAUGGUUUAUGUAUUUUUGUGCAUAUUUCUUUUACAUUACACUAUGCUUGAAUUAUUAUUGCUACUAUUUUUACUUUCAUAACCCACAUUCUAUUUAUUUCAGUUUCAAGGACUUUAUAACUUGUCCUAUUCUUCACCUCUUUCCAGGCAAUGUUUUUUUGUGACAAGAGAUCAAGGUGUCUUUUAGAGUAGACAUGUUUGCUCCAGUCUUUGAUUAUUAUAUCUUGACAGUUUGCCUUGGUGUUUUCAGUCUGGACAGGCAUGUCCUAGAUGAUUGUAGUCAGGUCAGUGUCAUGUAAUGUAUUUGGACUAUGUUUGCAUGCUAAAGUGUUGGCAUAUUGUCCAGUGAACAUACCUGCCCACUCAAAUCAUUCAUGUGAAUAUAUUUGGACUUAGGAAGGACUGAGCAGCUGGGGAUGUGGCCAAUUGUUUUAUUACAUUGAUUGCAUAGUCAGCAUAUGACAUAAACAUCUUUCACUAUUUUUGUAGUUGUCUAUGGCUAGGCAUUGGUCCUGUGCAGCUAAAAUCAGGCCUUCUUUUCCUACUUUCAACCCAGAGUUUUUGUACUAUUGUUGGCUUUUGCUCUGGCUUACUUUCUCUGUUGAGCUAUGCAGGGUAUUGGCCAUGUAGUGGUUUCUCUCUAUUUUUUUUCUAACAUAUAUUUCAGGAUUCCAUUUUGAUUGUUUUUUUAAUAUUUUCUGUUAGUCUGGGAUUAGGUUUUUUUCUUUGUCUCAGUUUUUAAUAUUAGUUAGACUUUUGUUUUAUAAUAUUCUUUUUCAUUUGUAUUUUACUAAUUCCAUCUUCCAAGUAUUUGUGUGAGUGAUUCUGGCCUAAUACUCUAAUUUUGGUGUCGGUAUCUAAUUUUAUGUUCUUUGUUUUAGAUUAAUUACCUUUUCUUAUACUAGCUUUGACACUUUUCUUUAAUCCCAUACUCAAUUUUAUGACCUGGCUGAAGUUAUGAUCAAUUUUUCAUAAUUUUCUAACUGUAAUUUAUUCAUAGCCCAUAUAUUAAUGUUGGUUGUUGUUUUUUCUUUGUUUUUUUUUUUCAACAAAUUUGUUAAUGAAAUCAAAGCUAAGUAAAAGAGUCGAGGAGAUAAUUAAGUCUCCCUUAUGAAUAAAGGGCUGGUUUUAAAUAUCUUCUCUCUACUUUGUAGUGAUAUUUAUUGUUGUUUUCUAUUUUGACAUGGCAUAGCUGAUGUUGUCUAUUUAUGUAGUAUGUCUUCAGAACUCAAGAAUGUAAUAUACUCUCAACUACUUUCAAAUCAACCGAUGUUAUACUAAGGUUUGUUUUCCUCUUUUUGCAGUCUUCCAUAUCUCAGUUCUCUUUAUAGCCCAUGCAUUUCCUUCCAGCAUCCUUUCUGUUCCUCUGCUAAUAUUUUCUUAUUGUUCUCCAAGUGAGGAACCAGCCUAUUCUAUAGGAUGAAUAUAAAAUACAAGUGCGUGUGAGUUGUUGGAAGGCAAGUUGAAGAUGUAUAAUUUUGAGGAUUUCUGGUAUUUUUGCUUCGGGGAAUCAGUGUUGUUUUUCCCACUAGCUACCAAUCAGGUAUUGAUUCUUAUUUGCAUAUCAGUUCAUUAAAUGCUUCUACUAUUUACCAAUUGGUACUGCCAGAAAUUGGGGACCUUAUCAAUCCCAAGAGGGAUUUUCUAGUCACUUGCUAUUCUUAAAGUGUUGGUGAGUUCCUUACUACCUAUGAAAGACCAAGUUUGCAUUGCUCUUAUGUUUCUUGGUCUUUUUUAAUCUCUUCCUUUCUAUAUCCCCACCCUAUCUGUUUGCUUCAAUUUCCAUGAUGUUCAAUAUCCACUAGUAUUUCUUUCUUUAUUUUUUUUUAUUAAUGUCAAAUUUUUUGGUGUUUGAUUCAAAUGCCUUCACCUUUUCUUUAUCAUUUAUUAUUGUUAUUAUUAUUAUUAUUAUCAUUUAUUAUUGUUAUUAUUAUUAUUAUUAUUAUUAUUAUUAUUAUUAUUAUUAUUAUUAAGGCAACAGCCUAGCAGAAUUGUUACUGCAUCGGAUAAAAUGCUUAGUGGCAUUUCUACCAACCCUCAAGUUCUGAGUUCAAAUUCCAUCAUGGUUAACGUUUUCUUUCAUCCUUUCAGGCUUGAUAAAAUAAGUACCAGUUAGUGCUGGAGUCGAUGUAGCCAACUUUCCCGUCACCUCCAAAUUUUUGGCCUUGUGCCAGAAUUAGAAAUAAUAAAAAUUAUCAUUAUUAUUAUUAUUAUUAAUAUUAUUAUUGCAGUGAAGGAGCAAAAAUGGUAGAAUGCCAGACUAAGUAUCUUGCGAUAUUUAGUUAUGUUGUUGAUUUAUUUAUUUUCUUUGUCUUCAGUUCAAACCCCACCAAAAUUAACUUUACUUUUCAUUCCUCUUGGUGGGACCAACACAAUAAGUCCCGGUUAAGUACCUGGGUAGAUUUAAUACACUGCUCUUUCCUCCAAAAAUUUGUGACCUUAUGCCAAUUCUAGAAAUUAUCAUAAAUUCAUUAUUAUUAUUAUUAUUAUUAUUAUUAUUGUUAUUAUUAUUAUUAUUAUUAUUAUUAUUAUAUGGUUAUCCAUAUUAUUAUGUUUUAUGUCUAAUUCAGAGAAAUAUUAUUUUGUACAAAACCAAAAGGUAACUUUAGUAUUUCAAAUCAACAACAAAAAAAAAUAUAAAUAUAUAUAUAUAUAUAUACAUAAUUUUAAUUUAGAAUUAAUAAAUUAAUAAAACAA
Molecule: messenger RNA, 10046 nt
Organism: Octopus bimaculoides (California two-spot octopus)
Lineage: Eukaryota; Metazoa; Mollusca; Cephalopoda; Octopoda; Octopodidae
Product: maestro heat-like repeat-containing protein family member 1
Cellular component (GO): cytoplasm
Source: RefSeq, a predicted model, not a curated record